Ictidomys tridecemlineatus (thirteen-lined ground squirrel) is the source of this 4260-nucleotide messenger RNA. The record is from RefSeq and is a predicted model, not a curated record. NCBI's taxonomy places the organism in Eukaryota, Metazoa, Chordata, Mammalia, Rodentia, Sciuridae.
UUAGCCUGUGAGGAACCAGGGGAGGGAAACUGCAUUUUAGGGAAUAAAAUGCUGGAUGUGGCUGUUCUAGGGAUGCAUGGUCACCAGACACUGGAUCUUGCAAGACUGACUGUACCUCCUGUCUCUGAGUCCAUUCUUUGCCAUUGGGCGGCAGAUACUUUAACCUGAAUGAGAAUGAGAAACCUGUCUUCAUCAGGACCUCAGACAUCUGACAACUUUGUGCACACCAAGACAAAGUUGUCUGCUGGUUCUCAGCUUGAAGAAGAUUCUACAGUCCUUAUUGAUCCUUUUUCUUGGCGUUACCAUUUUUUGAAGCAAAGUUAACCUAGCUUUCUAGUUUGAGCUUUCUUUUUGGCCAUCUUUAAAAAUUUUUUUUUCGAUCUAUAAAAUAGACAAGAGAUAGUUCUACAAUGUCCAAGUCAUUCCAGCAGUCAUCUCUCGGUAGGGACUCACAGGGUCAUGGGCGUGACCUGUCUGCAGCAGGAAUAGGCCUUCUUGCUGCUGCUACCCAGUCUUUAAGUAUGCCAGCAUCUCUUGGAAGGAUGAACCAGGGUACUGCACGCCUUGCUAGUUUAAUGAAUCUUGGAAUGAGUUCUUCAUUGAAUCAACAAGGAGCUCAUAGUGCACUGUCUUCUGCUAGUACUUCUUCCCAUAAUUUGCAGUCUAUAUUUAACAUUGGAAGUAGAGGUCCACUCCCUUUGUCUUCUCAACACCGUGGAGAUGCAGACCAGGCCAGUAACAUUUUGGCCAGCUUUGGUCUGUCUGCUAGAGACUUAGAUGAACUGAGUCGUUAUCCAGAGGACAAGAUUACUCCUGAGAAUUUGCCCCAAAUCCUUCUGCAGCUUAAAAGGAGGAGAACUGAAGAAGGCCCUACAUUGAGUUAUGGUAGAGAUGGCAGAUCUGCUACACGGGAGCCACCAUACAGAGUACCUAGGGAUGAUUGGGAAGAAAAAAGGCACUUUAGAAGAGAUAGUUUUGAUGAUCGUGGUCCUAGUCUCAACCCAGUGCUUGAUUAUGACCAUGGAAGUCGUUCUCAAGAAUCUGGUUAUUAUGACAGAAUGGAUUAUGAAGAUGACAGAUUAAGAGAUGGAGAAAGGUGUAGGGAUGAUUCCUUUUUUGGUGAGACCUCGCAUAACUAUCAUAAAUUUGACAGUGAGUAUGAGAGAAUGGGACGUGGUCCUGGCCCCUUACAAGAGAGAUCUCUCUUUGAGAAAAAGAGGGGCGCUCCUCCAAGUAGCAAUAUUGAAGACUUCCAUGGACUCUUACCGAAGGGUUAUCCCCAUCUGUGCUCUAUAUGUGAUUUGCCAGUUCAUUCUAAUAAGGAGUGGAGUCAACAUAUCAAUGGAGCAAGUCACAGUCGCCGAUGCCAGCUUCUUCUUGAAAUCUACCCAGAAUGGAAUCCUGACAAUGAUACAGGACACACAAUGGGUGAUCCAUUCAUGUUGCAGCAGUCUACAAACCCGGCACCAGGAAUUUUGGGACCUCCACCCCCCUCCUUUCAUCUUGGGGGACCAGCAGUUGGGCCAAGAGGAAAUCUGGGUGCUGGAAACGGAAACCUGCAAGGACCUAGACACAUGCAAAAAGGCAGAGUGGAAACUAGCCGAGUUGUUCACAUCAUGGAUUUUCAGCGAGGGAAAAACUUGAGGUACCAACUGUUGCAGCUGGUGGAACCUUUUGGAGUCAUUUCAAAUCAUCUGAUUCUAAAUAAAAUUAAUGAGGCAUUUAUUGAAAUGGCAACAACAGAAGAUGCUCAGGCUGCAGUGGAUUAUUAUACAACCACACCAGCAUUAGUAUUUGGAAAACCAGUGAGAGUUCAUUUAUCCCAGAAGUAUAAAAGAAUAAAGAAACCUGAAGGGAAGCCAGAUCAGAAGUUUGAUCAAAAGCAAGAGCUUGGACGUGUGAUACACCUCAGCAAUUUACCCCAUUCUGGCUAUUCUGAUAGUGCUGUCCUUAAGCUUGCUGAGCCGUAUGGGAAAAUAAAGAAUUAUAUAUUGAUGAGGAUGAAAAGUCAGGCCUUUAUUGAGAUGGAGACCAGAGAAGAUGCAAUGGCAAUGGUUGACCAUUGUCUGAAAAAAGCCCUUUGGUUUCAGGGGAGAUGUGUUAAGGUUGACCUUUCUGAGAAAUAUAAAAAACUAGUACUGAGGAUUCCCAACCGAGGUAUUGACUUACUGAAAAAAGACAAAUCCCGAAAGAGAUCUUAUUCUCCAGAUGGCAAAGAAUCUCCAAGUGAUAAGAAAUCUAAAACUGAUGGUUCUCAGAAGACUGAAAGUACAACUGAAGGUAAAGAACAAGAAGAGAAGUCAGGUGAAGAUGGUGAGAAAGAUACAAAGGAUGACCAGACAGAACAGGAACCUAAUAUGCUUCUGGAAUCUGAAGAUGAGCUACUUGUAGAUGAAGAAGAAGCAGCAGCACUUCUAGAAAGUGGCAGUUCUGUGGGAGAUGAGACUGAUCUUGCUAAUUUAGGUGAUGUGACUUCUGAUGGGAAAAAGGAACCUUCAGAUAAAGCUGUAAAAAAAGAUGCAAAUGCAAGUGCUUCAGCAGCAGCAAAGAAAAAGCUUAAAAAGCGUCGUUUCCCAGGGAGUAUGGAAGGUUUUGUCACUCUAGAUGAGGUUGGUGAUGAGGAAGAUUCGGAACUUCAGAAACUUCGUAAAUCGGGCAUGGCAUUUAAAUCUGGUGACAAAAAUGAUGAUGGUUUGGUUGAAAUUAAGGUGGACAAGAUCGAGGAACUUGAUCAAGAAAAUGAAGCUGCGUUGGAAAAUGGAAUAAAAAAUGAGGAAAAUACAGAACCAGGUGCUGAAUCUGCUGAGACUGCUGAUGACCCCAACAAAGAUACAAGUGAAAAUGCAGAUGGCCAAAGUGAAGAAAACAAGGAAGACUAUACAAUCCCAGAUGAGUAUAGAAUUGGACCAUACCAGCCCAAUGUUCCUGUUGGUAUAGACUAUGUGAUACCUAAAACAGGGUUUUACUGUAAGCUGUGUUCACUCUUUUAUACAAAUGAAGAAGUUGCAAAGAAUACUCAUUGCAGCAGCCUUCCUCAUUAUCAGAAAUUAAAGAAAUUUCUGAAUAAAUUGGCAGAAGAACGCAGGCAGAAGAAGGAGGCUUAAUAUGUUCAAGAAGCUUAAUUUCAAAGAAAACAAUGGUUCUUUGUUUUUAAUGUUAACCUUUUUUAAAUACAAUACUGAUAGUUAGAAGAAAACUAUUGUACUCUUUUGUUUUAGUGGAAAAAUAAUAGAUGUCUGUUCAUGUGUUAAGUGUUAUAGCAAAAAAAAAAAUACACAUACGGUUAAGUUAAUGAAGAAUAGUUUUUGUUUCAUCAGAAUGGCAACAGACAGAAGUACUUUGUAGAGACUGACUCCAUAAGCUACGUUAAGACAACUUGCACCACUAAGUAAAAGAUAACAGAACCGUUCAGAGAAAUGAAAUUUAGUCGUUCCAAGCUUCAAAGAAAUGUCAAUUUUUGAUUCCAUUCAAUAAAGAACAAAAACAAUUGUAUUUUUAUUACUUUCAUCUGAAACAUUCCACAUUUUAAUCUGAGCCUUGCAGACUUUUCAUUUGGAGUUUGAAGCUGUUUUGGUUGCAUUCAUUUUUAGAGAACUUCAUGUGAAAUUGGCAAUUCAAAUGCAGGUGCAGUUUUCUUUUAAUGUCAUGCUGUUUUAGGUAAUAAGAAAUAUUAAGUAAUUGGCUUUAGAUUUUGUAAUUUUUCCCUGAGUUCCUGCUAGGUUUUGUAUUCUAGUAGUCAAUGUAUUUUCAGUGAAAUGUAAAAAUAUUCCCGUUCUCUCUGACCAGUAUUAAUUUCUUGAGAUCUACUGCUUGUCACUUGAAUCCUAUAGCUGUCAUACAUCGCUGGUAUAAGCAAUAUUUGAUUUUUGAAGUGUGUAGACCAUCUCUUCAUAUUUUCAAGAUGUAAUUUCAACAUUUCUGCAUUUUAAAGUUUGGCCAUAAUUCUAGACGCACGCUUCUAAUUCAUGUACCUGCACAUGUGACCUUUGUGAACAAAAAUUUGCAUGUAUAAUCUGUGUUUACUUGUAACUCUGGUUAUUUACUGCUUAUAUCUGUGGAUUCAAGUUACUGAAGUGAAUACCAAUAAAAAAAAUCCUAGGCCAUGUUCAUUGGUUAUACAUGUUUGGAAUGUUAACCAAUAUAUUUGUCAGUUGUGAUUUUUAUUCACUGUUACACUUUUGUGCAUGCUUUAACAAAUUAUUACUUUUUUAAUCUAGAGUGAGUGUUCUAAAGACUGCUACUAAAGAUCUGAAUUUUAAA